AUGGAGAUUCUCACUAUCCUAAUUGGGAAUAGCAAAGAGACCAAAGCUUGCACAUCUUUUUCAUCAAUAGCUGUACUUGAACAUUUUACAGUGACAUGCGUCGUUUUGAUCACUAUCAUAUUCGUCGGCACUUCCUUCGAAUCCAAGAUGCAGAUGUUCCUUCUGGCGAUACUGUCAGCAUCUAUAAUAGACUUUUGGAUAGGAUCAUUUUUUCCACCCAGCCAGGAAGCAAUAUUGCGAGGAGCUACGGGAUAUAGCUUAAAUACCUUAUACGAAAAUUUCCUACCACAAUUUCGGGGAGAAAACUUUUUCUCAACCUUUGCUGUGUACUUCCCAGCAGCAACUGGUAUGAUGGCUGGCGCGAACAUCAGUGGAGAUUUGGCGGAUCCACAGCGUGCGAUUCCGCUCGGGACACUCCUAGCAAUUGGCAUCACCACAUUGAUCUACCUAGCUACGGUUUGGAUGACUGGGACUACUUGUGUAAGAGAUGCAGAUGGUAUAUCUCCUCCCAUGUUUAAUGGCACAACUUUUAUACCUCCGGAGUGCGCGGCUAAUCAUACUUGCCCCUAUGGCCUUAUGAACUAUUACCAGAUUAUGGAAAUGGAGUCAAUGUGGGGUCCCCUUAUUACUGCCGGAAUUUUCGCCGCCACGCUUAGCUCAGCUCUUGCAUCUCUUGUAAGCGCACCGAAAGUUUUCCAGGCUGUUUGCAAAGAUCGUCUAUUCCCAAAAAUUGACUACUUCGCAAAAGGUUAUGGGAAGAAUGAAGAGCCAAGAAGAGCGUACGGUCUCACGUUUAUCAUCGCUAUGGCUAUAAUUGCCAUAGGUGAUCUCAAUAUCAUAGCCCCUAUCAUAUCCAACUUCUUCCUUGCUUCUUACGCUCUCAUCAACUAUUCGUGCUUCGAUGCGUCGUUUGCGGAUUCACCAGGUUUUCGUCCCGGUUUCAAAUACUACAAUAUGUGGGUAUCAUUAGCUGGCGCACUACUAUGCCUCACAGUGAUGUUUAUAAUGAGUUGGGCCACGGCGUUGAUCACUUUCAUCUGUUUUGCCGCACUCUUCCUCUACAUCUUACACCGUAAACCAGACGUAAAUUGGGGUUCAUCAACGCAAGCGCACAGUUAUAAGACCGCCCUUGCGGGAAUGAUCAAGCUAUCUCAUACUGAAGAGCAUGUCAAGAAUUACAGACCACAAUUCCUCGUGUUGUGUGGAAAUGCUGCAGCGAGGCCAUCUCUGAUUGAUUUUGCUUACAAUAUCACGAAGGGAUCCUCUCUUAUGAUCUGCGGUUAUGUGGUCCCUUACAACCCUUCCGAGCGAGUAUAUUCCGUCAUGCGAAAAUUAGAGCGUCAGUUGAGCGAAUGGUUACGGAAAAGGCAUGUAAAAGCUUUCUACACUGCUGUCGCUAACGUCAGCCUUCGAGCAGGUGCUCAGUCGCUACUCCAAGUAUGCGGCCUCGGUAAAUUGAGACCAAACAUCAUCCUCAUAGGAUUCAAAUCGAAUUGGUAUCGUUACGGCGCCAUACCAGAGACUUUGGAUGAGAUGAACGACUACUUUGGCACUAUCCAAGACGCUUUCGACUCCAACAUGGCUGUGUGUGUACUCCGGAAUGGAAAUCUCGGUCUCGAUUUUAGCGAAGCGAUGAAACUUCUAAACGUAGGCGAACAUAAACGACUGGACAUAAAUCUGGAUGAAAAUGCAGAAAAAGAGUAA
Cylicostephanus goldi is the source of this 1704-nucleotide messenger RNA. NCBI's taxonomy places the organism in Eukaryota, Metazoa, Nematoda, Chromadorea, Rhabditida, Strongylidae. The record is from the annotation of a GenBank genome assembly.